AUGUCCUUCUCUCGCUCCAGCUUCUCCUCCGGCAGCCGCCUCGGCUCCAUGAGGUCGCCCAGCGUGUACGGGGGGGCCGGGGGCUCGGGGGUCCGCGUCUCCAGCAUGUCCGCUCCCAGAAGCUUCUCUUCCGGCGCCGGCGGUGCCGCUGCCGGAGGCGGCUUCAACCUGUCGGACGCCGUGGACGUCUCCGACAACAAGAAGAUGGCCAUGAAGAACCUGAACGACCGGCUGGCCUCCUACCUGGAGAAGGUGCGCAACCUGGAGAAGGCCAACGGCGAGCUGGAGCUGAAGAUCCGUCAGUUCCUGGAGAAGAAGACCAAACCCGAGGGCCACGACUGGUCUGCCUUCAAGGUCGUCAUCAGUGACCUGCAGGACAAGAUGUUCGAUGCGAACCGUAAGAACGCCGCCCUCUACCUGGCCAUCGACAACGCCAAGCUGGCGAGUGACGACUUCCGGGUGAAGUUCGAGAGCGAGCUGGCCAUGCGCCAGUCGGUGGAGGCCGACAUCUCCGGGCUGAGGAGAGUCCUGGACGAGCUGACGCUGGGCAGAUCCGACCUGGAGAUGCAGAUCGAGGCUCUGAGGGAGGAGCUCACACAUCUCAAGCUGAACCACGAGGAGGACCUGCUGGCGCUCCGGGCUCAGAUGAGCGGUCAGGUCAACGUGGAGGUGGACGCCGCUCCUCAGACGGAUCUGUCCGCCGUCAUGGCCGGCAUCAGGGAGCAGUACGAGAACAAUGCUGCCAAGAACCAGAAGGAGCUGCACUCCUGGUUCAAUUCCAAGUCGGAGGAUCUGAAUAAGGAAGUGGCGGUCAGCACGGAGACUCUGAGGUCGUCGCGCUCCGAGGUCACGGACGUGAAGCGGACCCUCCAGGGUCUGGAGAUCGAGCUCCAGUCUCAGCUCAGCAUGAAAUCGUCUCUGGAGGGAACGCUCUCCGACACCAACGGCAGGUACGGCAGCAUGCUGGCCGGGUUCCAGCGGCAGGUCUCCUCCCUGGAGGAGCAGCUGGGCCAGCUGAGGGCCGACCUGGAGCGCCAGGGCCACGAGUACCAGGCGCUGCUGGACAUCAAGACCCGGCUGGAGCUGGAGAUCGCCGAGUACCGGAGGCUGCUGGACGGAGAGAUGCCGAGGUGA
Molecule: messenger RNA, 1134 nt
Organism: Limanda limanda (common dab)
Lineage: Eukaryota; Metazoa; Chordata; Actinopteri; Pleuronectiformes; Pleuronectidae
Product: keratin, type I cytoskeletal 13-like
Exons: 6
Coding region: 1-1134 (377 amino acids)
Molecular function (GO): structural molecule activity
Source: RefSeq, a predicted model, not a curated record